AUGUCGCUGCAACUUCCCCGCAUCCUCAUCGUGGAUCACUUCGACUCGUACACUCUCAAUCUCCUCUCCUUGCUACACCCAGUCGACUCACCACCAUGUCAAGCCUCGUCAAGCAAUCGAGACGAACUCACACGAAGAAUCGCGGAUCGUGUCAUCGUUCUGCCGCACACGCAUCCUCUGCUAGCUCCCGACGCAUUCCACGAGCUUGUUCGUCCACAUAUAGAUGCCAUCAUUCUUUCGCCCGGCCCCGGGAGUCCUGACAAGGCCGCAGACUUUGGCGCGGCAGAGACGCUGCUGAAAGAUGCAUCCCUCAACCUUCCGGUCUUUGGUGUGUGCCUUGGUCACCAGGGGCUCGCAGUCGCCUUCGGCGGUCAGGUCACGCGUGCUGCAAGUGUAAGGCAUGGCCUUCAGAGCAAGCUCAAGAUCUCUGACACUCCUGAAGCAGAGGCAGGGACAUCUUCUGAGAUCUCUUCUGUUCUCCGAGGCGUACCCCAAGACGCCCUCGUUGUCCGCUACAACAGCUUGGUCGUCGAUCCAACCACUCUGCCCGACUGUCUUCAGGUCACAGCCUGGAGCUAUGAUCACGUCUCAACAGCUCCGCCACCAAGGCCCGGCAACACCAGAAAGCACUCGACAUUACCGACACUCCCGCCACCCACCCCUUCGGAACACUUCGCGCCACUCAGGCAUCGCGAACUUGGCCCUCUUAGCCGUUCGCCUUCCACUCUUCCCUUCACUUCUCGCAAUGGAUCUGAGCGGCUUUCUGAGCCUGGCGAUAUGCCCCUCUCCGAAGCCACCAGCGUCGACGAUAUUGCCGAGGGCGAAUCCAUACAAAUCCAAGGACACAUAGGCGCUCCAGCUAUCAUGGCAUUGCAGCAUAAGUCAUUGCCAUUCCACGGCGUACAAUUCCAUCCCGAAAGCAUCGAGUCCAACUGGGGUCACACGAUCAUGGCCAACUUUCUCGAUAUCGCUCGUCGGUUCUGGAAGCAACAGAUCUCGCAUGAGGAUGCACAGAUGGCAGCGGAUGCUCGAAACAGGAUCAGAUCAUGGGACAACGCCUGUCUCCGUCUUCCAGCGCAUCUGACGCUUGCUGGCGAGCGUUGCCUUGCCAGUGAUGGGCACAUGCAAGUAGACGCACCCGUUGACAGUUCCGCCGUUUCUGGACCCAAGUUCGCAUUACUGGCAAAGCGAUCCCAAGUCCUUGCAUCGGACAGCUUGGUCGACAUGACCCGUAUCUUCGACAAGCUUUUCCGCCGCUGCAGCCCUGCGGGAGCGAUCUGGCUCGACAGCGCUCGCCCCAAGGAUCCACACAGCAGAUACUCUUUCAUGGCGCUUCCUUCGUUCGUUCUUUCGUACAAGGACGGAAGCGGCCGCAUCGUCGUGUCUGCGGACGACAGUCUGACCUCUGAAGUCUCGUUGGCUGGUACGAAGCAGCUCACGUUGUGGUCUUUCAUGAACGCUUUGCAGGCUGAGCUCCUCUCGACCAUCGACUCGCAGGCUGCCUCGCCCAUCCUCGACGACGACCAGCAAGGUAACGUGUUUCGCACCGGCUUCACGGGCUACUGGGGCUAUGAGAUGAAAAACGAGAGCCUCAACCUGGAGACGCGCGCGCCGGUCGGUAACCACGGAAAUGCCUUCGACGCCGAGUUUUCGUAUUGUCCGAGGGUGCUCGCCUUCGAUCAUCUCUUGCGGCAGUGGAUUGCAUUUGCCCUCGUCGACCGCUCGCUUCCGGCUGCUUGCUGGUUCGGCUGUCUCGGGCAGGUCAAUGGCGCUCUUCAAGACUUGCAGGCAAAGGGCAAACACUGGUCGCGAUGGGCUUUGAACGAGACAGACGGCGAGGCGUGGGUGCAUGACACGCUCGCCAAAGUGUUAGAUCUCUGCAGGGAGGAGCCGCAUCCCACGCGUGCAGACGCAGCGCAGAGUGCCGCAGCGUUCCGCGCUGCUAUGCCGAUUCUCAAGCCUCGCAUGCAAGCGGAAGACUACAUGGACCAGAUCGAAUCAGCUAGGGAGCUCAUCGCGGCAGGCGAGAGCUACGAGCUUUGCAUGACCAACCAAUUUGAGGGCCAGCUUCAGCCCCUCUCUUCUCUCCCCGACACUGCGGACACGGAUCACUUUGACCUCUACUGCAAGCUCAGAGCCCGCAAUCCCGCUCCAUACUCCGCCUACAUCAGACUGCCCACCUUGGCGACUAGUCACGAAGGACUGCAAUCGCGACAGCGCGGUAGGGCGAUCCUCAGCACCAGCCCGGAACGAUUCAUGCGCAUCACUGCAGACGGCCACGUCGAAAUGAAGCCCAUCAAGGGCACGUUGGCCCGAGCAGGUUUCGGGUCUGGUGAACAAAGCAUGCGCGCAGGCGGCGGCUGCACACCCGAGGAGGAGCUCGUCAAGCAAAGAUGGCGUUUCGCGGAAGACGUGUCGCGUCGGGACACACUCUCUGCGGACAUCAAGGAGCGCGCAGAGAACCUGAUGAUCGUCGACCUUAUCCGCGCGGACCUCUUUUCGUUCUGCAACUCGGACAGCAUCGCCGUGCCCAAGCUGAUGCAGGUCGAGUCGUAUGAGACGGUACAUCAGCUGGUCACCACCGUUACGGGUCAGCUCAAGUCAUCCGUCGGAACAACCGAGGCCAUUCGUCGUUGCUUCCCACCAGGAAGCAUGACGGGCGCUCCGAAACGACGCAGCGUCCAGCUGCUGGAGCGGCUCGAGCUCAAUCUCGUCGAUGCACAGAGGGAUGACGAGCUGCGAGCCAGAAGAGGCAUCUAUUCUGGCGCUCUCGGCUGGCUCGGCUUUGACGGAGCCGCCGACUUUUCCGUCGUCAUCCGUACGCUCAUCGCCGAGGGGGACAACGUCUCGAUCGGCGCCGGUGGAGCCAUCACUUACCUUUCUGAUGCCAGCAAGGAGUGGCAAGAGGUGCUGGAUAAAGUCACCGCCCUCGCCAACAUCGAAGCAUGA
This is a messenger RNA of Pseudozyma hubeiensis SY62, 2949 nucleotides long. RefSeq lists its product as hypothetical. Lineage: Eukaryota; Fungi; Basidiomycota; Ustilaginomycetes; Ustilaginales; Ustilaginaceae. Bases 1 to 2949 code for a protein of 982 amino acids. The record is from RefSeq and is a predicted model, not a curated record. Gene Ontology annotation, biological process: L-tryptophan biosynthetic process. The transcript has a single exon.